Messenger RNA from Conger conger (European conger), 1698 nucleotides. RefSeq names its product tumor necrosis factor alpha-induced protein 8-like protein 2. Bases 195 to 755 code for a protein of 186 amino acids. Gene Ontology annotation, cellular component: cytoplasm. Lineage: Eukaryota; Metazoa; Chordata; Actinopteri; Anguilliformes; Congridae. The transcript is spliced from 3 exons. The record is from RefSeq and is a predicted model, not a curated record. Gene Ontology annotation, biological process: regulation of apoptotic process.
CAAAAUAUCUUGAAGCAGUUUCACAGACAGAGCAUAGCAGAGGGAGAGAGAAAACAUAGUUGUUUUGUUUCAAUUUUACAUUGUGAGCCGAGGGGGAUCCAUGUAAGCUAACUUAAUGCUGAACACCUGAUCCAAACCCAAAGAGGAACCAGAACUUCAGAGGAGGGAGGGAGACCCACAGACACUCAGAUACGAUGGAGGCAUUCAACUCCAAGGAUAUGGCCAUGAAGGCACAGAAGAAGAUCCUUAGCCACAUGGCCAAUAAAUCCGUCGUUCAGAUGUUUAUUGAUGACACCAGCAGUGAGAUUCUGGACGAACUCUACCGGGUCUCCAAGGAGUACACUGGCAACCGCUCAGAGGCCCAGAAAGUGAUAAAGAACCUGAUCAAGGUGGCCGUCAAGAUCGGUGUCCUCUUCCGCCACAAUCGUUUCAAUGAAGAGGAGAUUAAACUGGCCCAGGACUUCAAGAAGAAGUUACAUCAGGGUGCCAUGACAGCUAUCAGCUUCUACGAGGUGGAAUUCACCUUCGACCAGACUGUGAUUUCAGAGAUCUUGACAGACUGCAGGGAUGUGCUACUCAAGCUGGUGGAUAAGCAUCUUACACCCAAGUCCCAUGGGCGCAUCAACCAUGUUUUUAAUCAUUACGCUGACCCAGAGCUACUCACCUCCCUCUACAGUGCACAGGGCCCUUUCCGCCCCAACCUCACCAAAAUAUGUACCGGCCUCAACAAGCUGGUGGAGGAGGACAAGCUAUGAGUUGGUUGACUUGCAAGAGACUGAAUGCCUGACUGUGGGACACCUGCUCAGAACUGUUUACCAGGAACAAGGAAGCAACAUUCUUACCUAAAAAAAGUCUACAACUGGCUUUGAAAAACAUCAUGCCCAAAACUGACCACAUUAGAUGUGACACCCAUAUUAAAUUGUCUUCCUGUGGGGCAAUUAUUCCCAUAUAGUCUGCUGGAAUUGAAGAUGAGGUAACCACUCAAAGUGACUUAUAUGACAUAUAUGCACAUUUAGCUAAAGAGUGAUUAUUUCAGUGUUAUAUGAAGUGACAUCAUUUUUUUUUCUUGUUUGUCCAAGGGAUUAAAAUUCAGUUUUACCGGACACUGAAUUCCAAGCAGGUUCUGGACAAUUUCAGCUUGUGAUUUUUAGGCCAGAAUAGAAUUCCAAUCCUGCAUUUGCUGUUCACAAAACCUCUCACUUCCUAGUGUGAAUGUGUCCAUGUGUGUGACAUUCCCCAGGAUAAAUGAUUGAACAAAAAUGAUAAAAAGUAUUAUUAUUAUUAUUAUUAUUAUUAUUAUUAUUAUUAUUAUUAUUAUUAUUAUUAUUAUAAACAUGGAGUUUUUACUAUUCCAGAAAAUAUUAAGUGUAGAAUUGUCAUUCCACAUUGAAUUAUUUGCUUUCAUUUUACAUUAAAUAUAUUAUAACGAAAGGAAUACUGGAUUUGACUACUUAAACAUGUGACACGGACAUUACACUGCCAUCUAGUGGUUUAAUAUGGCGUGUGCUAUAGGAAUAUUUCAGAGAACAGGAUUGUGAAACACUACUGACUAUUUAUACAUAUGAUCUAAAGUAAAUUCAUUCCAAUUGUUAAAUGCACCCACUUCAAAUUAUACUAUAAUUGAAGCAUUUUUUCCAUUGUUGCUCGUGAUCUUGUCCUCAUGAUAUACUGUAAAUAAAAUGACCACAUGUAACAAUU